Acanthosepion pharaonis is the source of this 2244-nucleotide messenger RNA. NCBI's taxonomy places the organism in Eukaryota, Metazoa, Mollusca, Cephalopoda, Sepiida, Sepiidae. The record is from the annotation of a GenBank genome assembly.
AUGAGAAGCUCAACAGUAGGUCGAAUGAACCAGAAAAAGAAGGAAGUGACAUGUGGAAUUGCUACCAAAAGUAAUAGUUCCAGAUCAACUGGAAAAUUAAUUGCAUCAGCAAAGAAUAAUUCCACUGCAAAGAAUCAGGAUGUUUCCCCUAGGCAAAUAAACAAAAUUUCACCUGCUGCAUCAGAAGGUGAACCAUCAGGAAUCCGUUAUAUAGCUUAUCCUAUAGCAACUACUAUACCCUUCAACAGGACUCUCUCCACAUCAACUCCUGACCCAGAAAAACAAACCCCAUCCAAACAAGUCAACAGUGAGGGUGUUCAAUCAGUCUCUGCUCAGGAACUUACAGACCAUUAUGUCCAGCAUCCAAAUUCAAAUAUGCACGACCUUCCACCUCUUCAGUGGCAAAGUGUAGAGGCUUUGGCUGGUGCUAAAACCCUUCGAUUUAUGAUAAAUGAAUUAGAAGAAAUUUGCAAGUCAGCAAACCAGCCCGAGAUAAACAGAUUGAUAAAACAGAUUCAACAAGUGGUCAACUCUCUUCCUCAAUUAAGUGAUACAUUUGACUUACAGACUGAAAUUGGGCUCUCUCUCCAGCCACUACGAAAUGAAAAUAGCCAAUUACGAAGACGUUUGCGGAUUAUUACUGAAGAAGCCAGUCAGGAAAAAGAGAAAAUUGAAGCUGAACAAAGGAGACAAACAUUGGAACUGCAGCUGCAACUUCUGAAUCUUGAAAAACGAGUUGAUGAAGAGAAACUUUCCAAACAUCAGCAGUUACAGCAACAUGAAGAAUUGGUGAAGGAAUUGAAUUUACUUAAAAUGGAAAGACAGUCUCUUGUCAAGGAUCUUGGCCAAAGGGAAACUUCACAGUUUGAUAUACGCCGUGAGAACUGGGAAGAAAAUCGGAAACAUUUGCGUGAAAUUGAAAUUUUGCAGAAAGAAAUAGAACAUAAAAUGCUAGCAUUAGAAGCUGCCGAGAAAAAGAAUCAUAUUCUGCAAAUUACAGUUGAACAAAGAGACAUGGAAAUAUCUCGAAUGCAUGAAAUUUUAGUCUCUGCUCGAGAAGGGAUGAAAGAACUUAUUCACAAUCUGUGCGAGUCAAAAAAUACUCCCCCUGAAGCAAUAAGAAAUAAUGUUGGAUUAAAAAAAAUCCAUCUAAUAUACAUAUUUGUUGACAAACUAAUUUUUUCUUUUCUUUUUUUCUUUUCUUUUUUUCUUUUUUUCUUUUUUCUUUUUUCUUUUUCUUUUUCUUCUUUUUCUUUUUUUUUCUUUUUUCUUUUUUCUUCUUUUUUUUUCUUCUUUUCUUUUUUUUUUUUUUUUCUUCUUUUCUUUUUUUCUCCUUUUCUUUUUUUCUCCUUUUCUUUUUUUCUCCUUUUCUUUUUUUCUCCUUUUCUUUUUUUCUCCUUUUCUUUUUUUCUCCUUUUCUUUUUUUCUCCUUUUCUUUUUUUCUCCUUUUUUUUUUUUUUCCUUUUCUUUUUUUCUUCUUUUUUUUUUUUUUUUUUCUUCUUUUUUCUUUUUCUUCUUUUUCUUUUUUCUUCUUUUUCUUUUUUCUUCUUUUUCUUUUUUCUUCUUUUUCUUUUUCCUUUUUCUUUUUUCUCCUUUUUCUUUUUUUUUUUUUUUUUCUUCUUUUUCUUUUUUUUCUUUUCUUCUUCUUUUUCUUCUUUUUUCUUUUCUUCUUCUUUUCUUUUUUCUUCUUCUUUUCUUCUUCUUUUUCUUCUUUUCUUCUUCUUUUCUUCUUCUUUUCUUCUUCUUUUUUCUUCUUCUUUUUCUUCUUUUUUUCUUCUUUUUUCUUUCUUUUUUUCUUCUUCUUUUCUUCUUUUUUCUUCUUCUUUUCUUCUUUUUUUCUUUUUUUUCUUUUUUUCUUCUUUUUUCUUCUUCUUUUCUUCUUCUUUUUUUCUUCUUUUUUUUCUUUUCUUUUUUUCUUCUUCUUUUCUUCUUUUUUUCUUCUUCUUUUCUUCUUUUUUUCUUCUUUCUUCUUUUUUCUUCUUUCUUUUCUUCUUUUUUUCUUCUUUUCUUCUUUUUUCUUCUUCUUUUUCUUCUUCUUUUCUUCUUUUUUUUCUUCUUCUUUUUCUUCUUUUCUUCUUCUUCUUUUUUUUUUCUUUUUUCUUUUCUUCUUUUCUUCUUUUUUCUUUUUUCUUCUUCUUUUUUCUUUUUCUUUUUUUUUUUUUUUUUUUUUUUUUUGCUUUUUUUUUUUUUUUUUUUUUUUUUUUUUUGGCCUCCUUUUUUGCUUUUUUUGUAGGAGAACCAUAG